GCAAGCUGUCCACACUGCUACACAGCAGGCCAUGCUGGAAUACCGGGACGAUGAGGACGAGAGCAACACCCUGGUGCUCACCGUGGAUGCGCUUGGACGGGACUUCGCAUCGCUAGUUCAAGAAAUGAAGAUGGCCGACAUCCGGGCCAGUGCUGCGGUGGCCUUGUUUCCGCAGCUGGAUCCUCUGCCGGGCGAGGCAGCGCUGGAUCAACUGGUGGACUUGCAGAGACGACACAGCGUGCUGCGGAACAUUCUGCGGCUGGCCGUGGAAGAUCUCCCCAGCAGCCCACCACAGGUCAAGCCCCGCGUACCGAAUGGGCAGCCAGCGGCGCAAGCCGAACCGCUGUUGUCAAUGCUCUCCCCAACCGACACGCCAAGGCGACCUCAGACGCUGCCUCCCCUGGAGGCCCGCGGUCGCCCGGAGGGUCCAGCUCGCUUGGGACGCUCUCAAAGCCGCGGGCGAACACUGAGCCGGGCGAGUAGCCAGGGCCGCCUCAGCCGAGCUGGCAGUCGAGGGAGCCACGCAAGCCACGCUAGCCGCACCAAUCGCAUCAGCCGCACGAGCAGCCGGGCACGCAGCGUCGAAGCACAACGGCUGCCGAAGCGGUCUGGCAGUGUGCAGUCUCUGCAAUCAAGGAUCAGCGACCUCGGGCGUGGCAAGCAAGAGCCACCACAGGCCCAGAGCGACUCUGCAGAUGUCGUGCAGGUUCGCAUGAACCCUGGGCCCGCAGCUGUGGGAUACCGGGACCUCUCCUUGGAUGAGAUGCGAGCCGAGAUCGAGGCUGAGCGCAAGAG
Symbiodinium pilosum is the source of this 795-nucleotide messenger RNA. The record is from the annotation of a GenBank genome assembly. NCBI's taxonomy places the organism in Eukaryota, Dinophyceae, Suessiales, Symbiodiniaceae.